ACAGUGCUUGAUCAGAAGAACAGUUUUUGGAUGCCCUCUAACUAAAGGAGGUUCUGGUCUGGUUCAAAAGACUAAAGAUGCUUGUUUGAGGUUCUGCAGACCACAAAGUUCUACAGCAGCUGCUGGCACAUCUGGAGAGGAUACCUUGCUGAAGUGGGGCCUUCUCCUUGUCCCUCUGACCACGUUUGGUCUUGGCACAUGGCAGGUUCAGCGGCGCAAGUGGAAAUUAGAUUUGAUUGCACAGCUGGCAUCAAGAAUCCAAGCAGAUCCCAUCCCUCUGACAUUAGACCCCAUGGAACUGAAGGAGUUGGAGUACAGACCUGUGCAGGUCAGAGGGCGCUUUGACCACUCCAAGGAGCUCUACAUCCUGCCCCGCUCGCUGCUGGACCCCGAGCGGGAAGCGCGGGAAGCCGGGAGGAUCACAUCCCGCCCGGAGAACGGAGCCAACGUCGUCACCCCCUUCUACUGCACAGAGCUCGGGGUCACAAUUUUAGUCAACCGAGGAUUUGUGCCCAGGAAUAAAUUGAACCCAGAGACCAGGCUGAAGGGACAGAUUGAAGAUGAGAUUGAUCUCACAGGGGUGGUGAGACUAACAGAAAAAAGGAAACCCUUUGUGCCCGAAAAUAACAUUGAAAAAAACCGCUGGCAUUACCGGGACCUGGAGGCCAUGGCCAGGGUGACUGGUGCUGAGCCCAUCUUCAUUGAUGCAGAUUUCAGAAGCACAGUCCCAGGGGGGCCCAUCGGGGGCCAGACCAGGGUGAGCCUGCGGAACGAGCACAUGCAGUACAUUGUCACCUGGUAUGGUUUGUGUGCUGCAACUUCCUUCCUGUGGUAUAAGAAAUUUAUACAGAAGCUUCCCGUGUGAGGGGAAGAAACAUCUUUGUGCUACAGUCAAGAACACUUUUAUGGAUGACAGGAGCCUGAUCAGUCAUAAAUAACUGAAGCACCUGGAAUUCCGAAGCAGUUUCAACAAACAUUAUCAAGCUGCAAAUAGACUUUAAGCAAUCCCUGCAAACUGAGCUCCCACCACUGUGAUUUGGCUGCAGCUUGGGAGCACUGAACUUCAAUAGUAAUCACAAGAAUACAUUUUUCUAACAUGGUUGGUUGUUCAAGUAGGCCUCCCUGAAGUCAGGAAUGGCUCACAGAAGUUUCAGAAUAAAUAAAGACCUCCAGGUCUUUGCCUUGUGA
Lonchura striata (white-rumped munia) is the source of this 1188-nucleotide messenger RNA. The record is from RefSeq and is a predicted model, not a curated record. Lineage: Eukaryota; Metazoa; Chordata; Aves; Passeriformes; Estrildidae.